This is a messenger RNA of Drosophila subobscura, 4713 nucleotides long. RefSeq names its product tyrosine-protein kinase RYK (gene Drl-2). Gene Ontology annotation, cellular component: signaling receptor complex. Bases 19 to 1962 code for a protein of 647 amino acids. Gene Ontology annotation, molecular function: ATP binding; protein tyrosine kinase activity. The record is from RefSeq and is a predicted model, not a curated record. The transcript has 10 exons. Gene Ontology annotation, biological process: protein phosphorylation; axonogenesis; positive regulation of kinase activity. Lineage: Eukaryota; Metazoa; Arthropoda; Insecta; Diptera; Drosophilidae.
CAUCCUCCGCAACUCGCUAUGGCCAGCUACAGGGAACGCCAACAUCCGCUGCCGCUGCUGCUCCUCUGCCUCUCGCUGGCCACUUGGCGGGCGCCUUUGGUCAGUGGCUAUCUGAACAUUUUCAUCAGCCACCACGAGGUGAUGAAACUGAUGGGACUCGAGGCGGAUCUGUUCUACGUGCACGAGGGAUCCAUUAACACAUACGCGAUGCACUUCACCGUCCCGGUGCCCGCGGACGUGCACGAGCUGGAGUUCUCCUGGCAGAGCCUCAUCGCCUAUCCGCUUCCCUACGCCAUCAGCAUCGAGUACGCCAACGACCAGGACGCCCUGGGCACCCCAACACUCAGCAUCCCCCACAAGGGCCUGGUGCCGCAGGAGAUCGAGUCCUUCCUGGUGUACCUGCCAUGCACGGGCAACGCCAGCCUCCAGCUGCCCGUCAACGUCAACAUGGUGGUGCGAGGACCCCCGCGCUUCAACGACACCAGGCUCCACUUCAAGCGCAACAAGAUCUGUGCCAAGGGCAUCUCACCCGAACCGAACCAAUCGCCAGCCCCCGCCCACGCCCCCUCCCAGGGCCCUGCCCUGCUGAGUGCCGCAGCCUGUGCUCUCGGCCUGGUCCUGGCCGUGGGCCUCGUGGCCAGCAUGAUGUAUUUGCGGGCUCGCAAGCAGCUUCGCCAGGACUCGCUGCAUACGAGCUUCACCACCGCGGCCUAUGGCAGCCACCAGAACGUGUUCAUCCGCCUCGACCCGCUCGGACGGCCACCGAGUGCCACUGGCUCCUACGCGACCAUCGCCAGCCUCAACAAAUACCCCGGGGAGACGAAGAAGUCGUGCAGCAUAUUCGACCGUUUCCGCAGCUCCCCCGUUCCGACGCCCUACGCCACCGCACUGCUCCCGAUGGGGGACCAGACGCAGACCGGAGAAACAAUCUACUCGAAGCCAGAGUCGAUCUGUCCCUCGAGGAUAUCCUACUACGCCUCCUCGCAGCUGACCCAGCCCUGCAGCAUGUCCACUCCGAAGAGCAGCCGUGGCAUUGGUGGCAGUGGCAGCCUCUUUGGGGGUUUCGUCAACGGUGGCAGCACCAUCACCAUGGCCAGUCACAGCGAGAAGACCAAGGACCGACUGCGCCGCAUUCCGAGUGUCCAGCCGGGUGCCCUCAGCUACGAGCAGCUGGUCAAGGAGGGCACCUUCGGACGCAUCUACGCCGGCAAGCUGGGCGACUCGUGUGACGCUCUGGUGAAGACUGUCAUCGAUGGGGCAUCGCUCACACAGGUGGCUUGCCUGCUGCAGGAUGCCUCGCUGCUGAUCGGAGUCAGCCACCAGCACAUCCUGGCCCCGCUGCUGGCCAACACCGAGUUGCCCGGCCCGCCCGAGAUUGCCUAUCCCUAUCCGUCCAAGGGCAACCUAAAGAUGUACUUGCAAAAAUCACGAGAGUCCAGCACUGCGCUAAGCACCCGACAGCUGGUGGAGUUCGGGCUGCACAUCACCAAGGGAUUGGCCUACUUGCACUCACUGGGGAUCGUCCACAGAGACAUUGCCACACGCAAUUGCUAUGUGGACGAGGAGGCGUACGUGAAGAUCUGCGAUGGCGCCCUGUCGCGGGACCUCUUCCCGGACGACUAUGACUGCCUGGGCGACAACGAGAACCGGCCACUGAAGUGGCUCGCGCUGGAGGCGCUGCAGAAGAAGGUGUACGGGUCGCAGGGCGACGUCUGGUCCCUGGGCGUGCUCUACUGGGAGCUGGUCACCCUCGCCCAGAUGCCGCACGAGGAGGUGGACAUAUUCGAGCUUACCAAUUACUUGGCUGCCGGCUUCCGGCUGGAGCAGCCCGUCAAUUGCCCCGAUGAAUUCUUUACCGUUAUGAACUGCUGCUGGCACUGCGAGGCAAAGCAGCGGCCCACGCCCUCACAGCUGCUCUCGUAUCUGCAGGACUUCCAUGCGGACCUAGGCAUGUACAUCUGAAUCUGAAUCUGAAUCUGAAUCUCAAACCGAGCAGUAAGCCGGGGGAUUGAUGCUGGAUGCGUCAUAAGUGCUGUUCAAGGGUUGGCCCGGGGGCGAAACCCAAGAUACUCGUAAAAUAAUUGAAAACUUUUACAUUUUAAAUGUGAGAGAUUAAAUGCGAAUUUUCCUGUACGAGUUCGGGCACGCAAAAACCAAUUAAAACAGAAGCCAGCUAACUUCAGAUACGUAAGCAGAACAGAUACGAAAUAACACAGAUAGAAAUGCAGGUGCAGAUACAGACAGGCAGACACACGCACGUAGUAGGAAAACAAUAGAGUUUUGUGGAUAUCAAUUCCACCAUUCGUUGACAUCAGCCCGAAAGAAUGCUAAGGCAAUAGCUGCAGGUGUAUUGAGGGUGAGAUAAGAUUGAGCAUUUAAGUAGAUAGAAAUUGAAUAACUUCAAGAAAACACACACACACACACACACACAUACAAGGGUAAACAAAUAAACAAAUCGGUAAAUGAUAAAUGAUAUAUGGAUAUGUGUAUGAUAAAUGAAUGUGAAUUAUUGAUGUGCAUAUUUUAUUGAAUGUGUAAUAUACGUAAGCAAACGUCCUGGAAAAGAGAGCAGAGAGAGGAGAGCGUACAGUGUAAGACAGAGAGAGAGAGAGAGAGGGAGAGAGAAAGAUGGCAACAGAAUACAGAAUCUUUUGUUCUCAAAAUGUUGUCCUCAAUUGUUAAAAUGCGAUAUAUUUAUUUACCUUGAUUAUAAUAAUUAUUAUUAGUAUGGCUAUUGAGUAUUUGAUGAUGUAUUGUACCAUAACGGGAAGUUCAAAACAGUACCAGAAAUCAGGUGAAAGAGCACAAGAGCAACUGUUACGUGGAUCGCAAUGGAUUAAUGGCAGGAGUCAGUCAGGGGCGUGACCAUUGCGAUGGCCAAACAAUGAUAGCACACCCACACACACAGGCACACAGAGAGCACACACAGAGAGAGAGACGAGGCGGCAUGCAGCACACUUCAUUCACACCUCACUUUUUCACCACUCAGCCGAUAUCGCACUUUCGAUUCAUUUCGAUUUAUCCUUCGCUGUCAAAUUAUUUUUGUACUGACUCUGCGAGUAGUAGGGGGACUUGAACUGCAUUUCUUAGGCCUAGCUACGAAUUCCCUAGCUUAAGAUGUUCUUGUUGUUAGGUUUGUGACUUUUAGUUGAAUUUGUCAGGAAUUGUUUCUGUUUCUAUUUCUGUUUUAUCUAGAUUUACGUCCUUACAUCUGUAUAUUAAUUUGCCUUUUUGUUUAGCCAAGAAUAGAGGCAACUAAAAGUUGCCACACCAAUCCCCAAAGCCCUGGCUAAUCGCAGGGCUAUUCCUAGAAGAAAAAAAUAGCCAUAAAAAACGUAGUUUAAAUGUUGAAUGUCACAAAAAUGUCACUAAAAUGGUACAGUCCAAGCACGGACACAGCACACCACAAGAUAACUAAGGAAGAAAUAGCAAAUAAAUCCCAAGACAACUGCUUGCUUUUUCAUCUACGAGUAGUUAUUUAAGCUCUCUAUAUGGUUUAUUCUUAAGCUUCGCACUUGAAAAUGAUAACGAAAAUGUUACUAAGGCAAUUACCGAACACGGCACGGCACUACUAUCUCUCCAUUUACGAAUAAUAUACACAAACAAACACACACAAAAUAACAAUUACAUACACACAUACGUAUGUACAGACUAUGUGUAUCCCGGUUGCUGCCAGGCAGCACUAGCUCAUCCCCACCCCACCCACACACACACAUACACAGCUACAUGCAUAGAUAUCCUACGAAAGCAAACAAAUUUUAUAUAGAUAAUAGAGCAAACGAGAGAGAGAGAGAGAGAGAGAGAGAGAGAGAGAGAGAAGAGAGAGGGGAGAAGACAGUGCGCUCUUAAAUCAUCUCUGAAUUCUUCACUGGUAGGGGUAAGGAAGAGGAGAUAGAGGAGCUGCCAACUACUAUAACUAACUGAAUGUGUUUCAUGUUUAUCUAAUAUAUGUAUGUAUGUACGUAUGUACAUAAAUAUGUAUGUAUGUAUUUAUGUAUGUAUGUGUAUGUGUGUCUAUAUCUUUAAACGUCUAUUUUGUCGUCUAAUUGAAUAAUAACUGUAAACGCUAUUAAAGCAAAACGAAUGGAAAGGAGAAGGCGAAGGCGAAUAAGAAAAUGGAAAGAGCCCAAAGCACACACUAGCACACUCUACACAGACACACACACACGCACAUCUCACACUCUCAGAUAUACACAGAUAUACACUCUGGGAAACUCAUUUACAUGUGUUGCCCGCCCCCAAAGGGAUAACAAAUUGUCAUUCACUAUGUCUAUGUCUCACUCCUUAACUCUUUAUAUAAAUGUAUCUCCGUAUCUGUCUAACUUUAGAUAUACUCUCUAUACCGUAUGAUUGCAUGUGAAAAAGCAAAACCAAAAGCAAAUACCAGACUUAAGCGUAUUCAGAAAAUAUUUGCUAAAACAAAUACACGACACUUAAACACCGCCCAGGCCCACAGUGCCAUCACCAUUCCCAUUAAUCUGCACUAUCCGAAGAGUCUAGUCUCUGAUGGAUGGUUUGAUGGCUGGGUAUGGGUGUGGGUGUGGCACUAGUGGCCAGAACGCAUAACGAAAAGCGCUGAGCCACACUGAGGCAACUGAAAGAAACAGAAAUUCAAUUUUUGUGAAACGAGAGCAAGUUAAGUUAAGUAAAGCGAAAGCGAAAGCUAAGGCGGAGGCGAUGAGCGAAAAACUAAGAACUAAGUAAAUAAAUAAA